This is a messenger RNA of Aedes albopictus (Asian tiger mosquito), 1044 nucleotides long. RefSeq lists its product as uncharacterized. The record is from RefSeq and is a predicted model, not a curated record. Bases 174 to 1019 code for a protein of 281 amino acids. Lineage: Eukaryota; Metazoa; Arthropoda; Insecta; Diptera; Culicidae. The transcript is spliced from 2 exons. Gene Ontology annotation, molecular function: protein binding.
UCUCAAGUGUUCUAACAUUAUUACGCAGAAUCGAGUGAUUAGAAAAUUGAUAAUUGCUAAGUUUAUAAACAGCCUUGCAACCGAUUAGCACGUACAAGCUCAAUUAUCAGCAAACACGGCUCGCCUUCCUUGGUAGUUCGACUCUAACCGUUGUCCUGAACGAACUGAUAAGAAUGGAACCCACUUUGAAGUCUCUGCUGGCGUGCCUUAUCUUCGUCUGGAUUCAGUAUUCCCAUCAAGAACGCUUCCAGUGUCAGCACGUACCCAUCGAAGUUCAGUGGCAUCAAGUGGAAAGCUGCGUUCAACUGGAUUCUAACCAGCACAGCUUUCUGGAGUUGGAAAGCGACUUACUGCAAAAUCAUACGAUAUUGGAGCUCGUCAACAGCAGCUUUACCCAAUUUGGAUCAAACCACUUCCGUGUCAUCCCGCCCAACGUCAAGGUUCUAUCAAUCUACCAUGGAAACGUCACGGAGGUGUAUUUCAUGUCCGACUCAAUACGCUCACUGUCCAUACUGGACACCAACCUGUCCCGGUUCUUCGCCGCAGAACAAGAAAAUCAUGAGCUUAAAUCGUUGGAAAUACGGUCAAAAGCCAUGGAGGCCGUCCCUUUUAGCAUAGAGUACCUACGAGGUCUCGAAAAACUACUGUUGCGGGGCUGUAACUUGACCACCGUUGAUACGGAACAGUUUGGUCCGCUGAGAAACUUGAUGAUCCUGGAUCUAGCGGAAAAUGCCAUCACCACCAUUGACAUACCGAUGAAAGCGACGUUGAUUAGCAUAACCGAUUUUUACGUGGAAGAUAACCUUCUUCGUGAGUUGGACAACUUUCCGCUGGCACUGCCCAGUCUCAGGACGUUGAGCUUGUUCGGGAACAAGUGGUACUGCGAUUGGGUCACUUUGGUGCGUAGGCGAAUCAUGAGAGCUCGGAUUAUGGUUUAUGGUGGUGAAAAUGAUUGUGAAAAUCGUAUUCACAACGGUGGAUUGUGUUGUGAUAAAAGACCCGAAAAGGCAAUUGUUUGAAUAAAGUGAGAUGGUUUCGAAAUGA